Messenger RNA from Cladophialophora yegresii CBS 114405, 3363 nucleotides. RefSeq lists its product as uncharacterized. Gene Ontology annotation, molecular function: DNA-binding transcription factor activity, RNA polymerase II-specific; RNA polymerase II cis-regulatory region sequence-specific DNA binding; zinc ion binding. Gene Ontology annotation, biological process: DNA-templated transcription; regulation of transcription by RNA polymerase II. The coding region runs from base 1 to 3363 and encodes 1120 amino acids. Lineage: Eukaryota; Fungi; Ascomycota; Eurotiomycetes; Chaetothyriales; Herpotrichiellaceae. The transcript is spliced from 2 exons. Gene Ontology annotation, cellular component: chromatin. The record is from RefSeq and is a predicted model, not a curated record.
AUGGCGGAAAAUGACCCCGUUGACAGACCAGACCAGGAAACGCUCACCCAGCAUGGUUCGUCGGACGAUGCGAAGCCUGAGCAAGCAGGCAAUGAAGGGGGUUCGGGACAGCCACCGAAGAAGCGGAGGAGAGUCGUCAAGCCCAACCCCGACAAGAAGUUUGAGUGUAAGCACGAGGGUUGCGGCAAAAGCUACUCUCGUGCCGAACACCUAUACAGACAUCAGCUGAACCAUACACCGAAGACCAUCUACCGCUGCGACUAUCCUGACUGUACCAGGUACUUCGUACGACAGGAUCUCUGCAUCCGGCACCGGGAACGGCAUACGACCCACGGUUCGCAGCUUGCUAAACGAGAUGCCUUUGCACAAUCCACAUCUAACGAUCAGUCAGUCCCCCCAACGCCAUCUCAGAACGGACUCGGUCAACCACAGUCCUACCCUAUGUCUGCACCCAAUGCGCCCAUCCGUCGGGAGAGCCAGUCUGUGAGUGCGCACCAAACCCCCGACACAGACCACUACGGGCAGCAAACACACAUGGCUGGCAACACGGUUCCUCCGUCCCCAGUGGCGAAUGAGCCACGAUAUCAUCCACCGACACCGCAGGCCGUCGUCGCGAGGCCGGAGCCCCAAUUACAUCGUACAAACAGCCUUGGCAGUAACCCUAUGAGCCCGCCUCAAAAGCAUGAGCAGACCGGCUGGUCUUCUGGAGUUCGACGGCAAAGCUUCAACAGCGCAGACUAUCACAGGGAGCAGCCAGCAUAUGCCUCAAUGCAAGCACUCGACAGGAGCUCGGGCCAGAACGUUCCGCCGUCUCCCGUUCGCCAGUAUUCGGGGUCAUCGGCACCCCCAGUUCAACCAGUCAGGUCCAACUCCGACCAUGCUAUGGACAGGAACGGAAUGAAUGGCUACAUGCAGGUCAUCGACAUGGCCUCUGGCCCGCCAUACGUCUCUACAGGCUAUCCCCCGGCCGGUGUAUCUCGCACCGCGGACGCUGCCUUCGCAGCCGCCGUCUCCCACGGACUGACCAGAAGUGAUCAGUACCCAUACGGCAUGGUCAACACCAGUAUGGCAAGCGUGGACAUCAACGGUGGUUUUGGCUUUCCGGUCUUUGGUGGCGAAGAAGUUCCAUAUACUCAGACACCAUUUGCAGUGGCCGACGACUUUACUCAAUGGCUUUUCAAUGACGCUCAUUCUGGUUCGAACGACUUCUCGCCGCCGAACUACAUUCCUGGGUUCAGCGGUCAUGACCAGCAGCAGCCAAUCCAAGGCCCGUACUUCGACCAGAGCCCCUCGUCAUCCAGUAAUAACUACUCGACAGGUGGCAUGCAACACCCAAUGAGUGUGACAAGCAUUCUCGAUUCGACAGCCACAAGCCAGUACAUAAUGUCCGAAGCCAAACGUCACGAGCUGAUUGACCUGAUGCAGAGUCAGUUCUUGGAGCGCCCGCAUGACGCAGUAAAGAAGCGGAAGGACUCCGUUUUCGAAGGCGACAUGGACAGUGAUGGCCACAUACUGAGUCUUCGGAUGAUGCACACCUAUAUCGGAUCAUACUGGUACCAUCAGCAUGCACAACUGCCGAUCUUGCACAAGCCCACCUUUUCCGCGGAUCGAACUCCAAACCUACUCCUACUCAUGGUCAUCGCAAUCGGAGCCGCUACAUUGGACAAGGCGUACGGCACGAAUUUGACCGACUCUGCCGCCGAGUUCGCCAAUUUCGUAGUAUGGCACCUUCGAUGGGAGAUCGUGCGGGAUGUGGAUUUCAGACCUCCGGCAAAGUUAUGGGUUUUUCAGACACUCCUACUCAUCGAGGUUUAUGAAAAGAUGUAUGCAACUCGCGCCCUGCACGAACGAGCGCACAUCCAUCAUGACUCUACUCUGACGCUUAUGCGCCGUGGCAGCUCCUUGUUGGGGCGCUCCGCAUCCGAUUCACCACCCAGCCUGAGGGGAGAGCAGGAUAACGGAAGGAUCUCGGCACCUUUUAAUGGCACCGAAACGUCCAAGUCAGAAGAGUCGUGGCAUCGAUGGAUCACCACAGAGGCUACCCGUCGCGCCGCGUUUGGAGCGUUCGUCCUGGACUCUAUCCACGCGACUAUGUUCGGUCACGCUGCCAAAAUGGUUGCGCAUGAGAUGCGAUUACCACUACCAUGUGACGAAGGUCUGUGGUCGGCUGUGUCUCCCUCAGAGGCUUCUCGGGUUCAAUCAUCCCUGCAAACAAACGGCAUCAAGCCAAUUAUGUUCCUCGAAGGGCUCAAGCGGACACUGAACGGACAAAGAGUGCGCACGAACUCUUUCGGUCGUACCAUCCUCAUGGCAGGGUUGUUGUCGGUCUCGUGGCAUAUGAGCCAGCGAGAUCUACAAAUUUCUUCACUUGGACCUCGUACCGCAAAUUCAUUUGGAGGUCCGGACAAGUGGAAAGGUGUUCUAUUACGUGCCUUUGACAACUGGAAACGAGACUUCGACGAGGCCCUGGCGGAAGCUACCCCUGCCCCCUCUUCACCACUGCGGACCCCUGUUGUGCCGCCGCAUCCGGUCCUGCGGCCAGUGGACGACGAAAACAUCUUCGAGUCAAGGACUGUUCUGCACCAUCUCGCUCAUAUCGCUGCUCAUGUGGACGUUGUCGACUGUCAAGUCUUCGCAGGCGCCAAUCGUUUGCUCGGACGCUCGAUAACGCCAAAGGACUAUAGCGUAGUCCGCGAAAAGAUCGAGCGUUGGGCUACCAAGGCUUCUGCACGGGAUGCGGCAUUUUAUGCGCUCAAAUUCAUCGUCCAAGUACUUAUUCCUCCCGACGGAGAUGGUCUGGAUGGAAUCAGUGGUCGCCUGUAUGGUCACGCCAGCCCUAUCCUGCCACAGGCAUUCGAGCAUAACCAGUACAUUGCUCGAGACGACUUCCUCCUCAACAGGCCGUGGGUGCUCUACAUAUCAGCUCUCGUUGUUUGGUGCUACGGUUUCGCGCUCGAAGGCCCUAUCAAGCCUCCUCCCUCGGAAGCGGAAUUCGCAACUUGGGAGAAGAAAGAGCAAGACAUGCGGCAGUAUCUCGACCGAGUCGCAGGGGUACGGGCUCCAGACGAUCUUGAGAACGUCAAGGGAAAGAACCGAUGCUUGGGCCUUCUGAUGAUCUUGAAAGAGUCUUUCGAGAGCACCAGAUGGGAGCUCACGCACGAGGCAGCCGGCUUGCUCGGCAAUGCCUGUUCCAAACUCCUGGGUAUCGACGAGGACAAGAUCAUCGGUCCCGGCAUUCUUUCAAGAGACGACCCGGCAUAUCCCUCGAACGGCUACUAUUACGGCAACGGCCAUGCUCGAACCGUGUUGCAUCGCGAGGGCGCCCGAGACCAUAUCACCGUCGCCAAUGCCGCUAAAAUCUGA